GUCGCGUCACUCGCUAUAAAUGAAGAAGAGCUGACUAUAGAGUACCUGCAAUCCCACGUAGAAAGCGAAUUUCCAGGACUCGUGUCCGAGAGAGGAAAACAGGUGAUCUCUGCUUCGGAUAUUUCUGUAAAAAAGGGAAAGAGAAAUGGGCAGAAUUGAGAAAGAGGCUUUUCUGUUUCUGUUGUUGAUGCUGCUGCGGACAUUCCAAACCUGCUUGGCUGCAUCAAACACGCAGCAACCCAAGAGAAGGGAGUCUCUAUCAGUAUCAUCAUCUUCAUCAUCCAACGGUCCAGGUUCCUCCGUCUUCCCCAUCUUCGGGAAUGUAUACCCCGACGGGUUAUACUACGUUAGUGUCAGCAUUGGAAAUCCGCCCAAGAAGUACUUCCUCGACAUCGACACAGGCAGCGACCUUACAUGGGUGCAAUGCGAUGCCCCUUGUGUCAGCUGCUACAAUGGUCCCCACCCACCUUACAAACCUGCGAGGAACAAGCUUGUCUUCUGUAAGGACCCCCUCUGUGCGGCCAGCCCCUCCCUCAUCCCUUACACAUGUGAGGAGCCUCAUGAUCAAUGUGACUACCAGAUCACGUAUGCUGACGGUAGCUUCUCUGAUGGUGUCCUUGUGCGGGACACUUUCUCACUCCGCAUGUCCUCUGGCUCUCUUGCUCAACCCAGUCUAACUUUUGGAUGUGGAUACAACCAAGGAGGCUCCAGUUCAACCUCCACUCUUAUGACUGAUGGAGUUCUUGGCCUUGGAAAUGGCAAAUCUAGUAUUUUAUCUCAGCUGCGAGGACUCAAUCUUGUAAGAAAUGUGACUGGCCACUGUAUCAGCGGACAAGGUGGAGGAUAUUUAUUCUUCGGAGACAGCAUCAUACCUUCUUCAGGGGUGACUUGGACACCAAUGUCUCGCAACCGAUUUCAUAAAUACUCUCCUGGUCCGAUGAAUAUCAUCUUUGGAAAGCAGCCUAUUGGUGUGAAAGAUCUUCUGGUUGUUUUUGACAGUGGAAGCACUUACACUUACUUUGCUUCGCAGCCUUACCAAGCGUUCGUUUCCACGGGGCGUGGCAAUGUUUGCUUGGGGAUUCUGAAUGGCAGUGAAGGCGGACUGCAAGAUCUCAACAUCAUUGGAGACAUCUCGCUCCAAGAUCUCAUGGUAAUCUACGACAACGAGAAGCAGAAGAUUGGAUGGGUUCGUGAAAAUUGCAAUAGGCUCCCCACGUCUGGAACCGCUCUCUUCUGAUUUCCUUCCUCUUAAGUUGACAUGCCUAGAGGAGAUUCUUAGCCUCUCUCUUAUGUUUAUCCGACACCACUGACGAUCGCGGCGAUGAUGGCUUCAACGAUGGUUUUUCUCUGCCUUAUGUUGCAGGCAUGGGAAUCUUGACAGUUGAGCAUCCUGCAAGUUACCCUCCCGAACAAACCGAUACGGAUGUAGCAGAACAAUAAAGAUAGGAGAUCCAUUCCUCUUACGUAUUUUUGCAAAUUCAUAUGUAUACAUUCAUAAGUGCAUUAGGCAAUGUAUAUUUAAGAUGUUGUUAUGAAAUGUAAUAAAUGUUGGGUC
Messenger RNA from Magnolia sinica, 1555 nucleotides. Its product is annotated as aspartic proteinase Asp1-like. The transcript is spliced from 7 exons. Lineage: Eukaryota; Viridiplantae; Streptophyta; Magnoliopsida; Magnoliales; Magnoliaceae. The record is from RefSeq and is a predicted model, not a curated record. Bases 146 to 1237 code for a protein of 363 amino acids. Gene Ontology annotation, biological process: proteolysis. Gene Ontology annotation, molecular function: aspartic-type endopeptidase activity.